CAAGCUUCGGUCUAUGUUGCACCUUCGCGAUAAGCACUCACCUCACAUAUACACGGGAGAACUACAUUCAAGAUGGAUUUCUCUAAAUUUAGCAAGGGAUUCUCUGCGCAGAUUACUCCGUUUGCGUCACGGACCUUCCAGUUUACCAAGGAGCAGUUGGGCCAAGCAGAUGAUCGAACUGAGCUUCCUGCCGACUACAUCGACCUCGAGAAAAAGGUCGAUGCUCUGAAACAAGCCCACCAGAAGAUGCUUGCGGUGACUUCGCAAUAUACCAACGAAGCCUAUGACUAUCCUCCCAACAUCAAGGAGACAUUUCAAGAUCUUGGCCGAACUGUGAGUGAGAAGGUCAGCCUUCUAUCUUCGGCUACAUCUACUGCAGAGGCCCAAGCAGCUCUCGUGGCUCCAGCAUCUGCGAAGCCGCAACCGAAGACUUUCAACCAUGCCAUCUCUCGUGCAAGCUUAUCCAGCAGCCAGCUCCUGCACCAGCACCACACUGGUGCUGGCGAAGAUCCUCUGGCAACGGCUCUCGAGAAAUAUGCACUUGCUAUGGAACGAGUGGGCGACGCGCGCCUUGCUCAGGAUUCACAAAUUCAAAGCCGGUUCCUGGCAGGAUGGAACACCACCCUCAAUACCAAUCUUACCUUCGCGGCACGUGCUAGAAAGAAUGUUGAAAAUUCAAGAUUGACCCUCGAUGCUGUCAAAGCUCGUGUAAAGGGAACAACCUUUAAACUUGGUGGCGGCCACGCUCGGGCUGACCGUCCCGACGAAGCAGAGCUCAGCGCUGAUGCUCAAGAAGAAAUCGAGAAAGCAGAGGACGAGUUCGUGACACAGACCGAGGAAGCGGUUGGUGUGAUGAAGAACGUAAGUGUUUUGGACACCCCUGAACCACUUCGUAACCUCGCCGAACUUGUUGCUGCCCAAAUGGAAUAUCACAAGAAGGCAUACGAGAUCCUAAGUGAACUCGCUCCGGUCCUCGAGACCCUGCAGACGGAGCAAGAAGUAGGCAGCACCUCUAAAUUUUCAGCACUAUAAUAAGGAGCUGGCUGACAUUGAGGGCGUUUAUUAGGCCAGCUACCGAAGAAAUCGCGAUAUGGCUUGAGGAAUAUCUAAUGCUUUAGUUGCGUGAUGCAAGUAGGAUUUUCAACACUAGUUCGAUGAAUGCCGCAUAAUAUAUACCUUGCUUGUUAGUUCUGAAGCUUGAACACGACCCAAUAAUGAAUAAAAAGGUGCAAUAAGAUGUC
Trichoderma harzianum CBS 226.95 is the source of this 1241-nucleotide messenger RNA. RefSeq lists its product as hypothetical. The transcript has 5 exons. Gene Ontology annotation, molecular function: protein binding. The record is from RefSeq and is a predicted model, not a curated record. The coding region runs from base 73 to 1032 and encodes 319 amino acids. Gene Ontology annotation, cellular component: cytoplasm. Lineage: Eukaryota; Fungi; Ascomycota; Sordariomycetes; Hypocreales; Hypocreaceae.